Brienomyrus brachyistius is the source of this 5107-nucleotide messenger RNA. RefSeq names its product FK506-binding protein 5-like. Lineage: Eukaryota; Metazoa; Chordata; Actinopteri; Osteoglossiformes; Mormyridae. The transcript is spliced from 8 exons. Gene Ontology annotation, molecular function: peptidyl-aspartic acid 3-dioxygenase activity. Bases 430 to 3111 code for a protein of 893 amino acids. Gene Ontology annotation, cellular component: endoplasmic reticulum; membrane. The record is from RefSeq and is a predicted model, not a curated record. Gene Ontology annotation, biological process: peptidyl-aspartic acid hydroxylation.
GCCAAGAAGUAUGAGCUGAUUAAGAAGCUAAGCAAAAGGGGAACCUCUGCCUUCCAGAAUCCCACUCUUGUUGGUCAGUCCACCUGGCCACGUCCGAGCCAAUGGCCUCCCUCCCUUUUCCGUCGCCGGUGUAUAAGGCUAAUCCCCGAGCUGGAUUUUAGCUCGUCUCAGCUCGCUGCACUUUUGCCACGCUGUUUGGGGUGCGUAGCUCGAGCAUGGCCACUCCAUAAGAGUGCUGAAACUCAUCUGCUCGUCCACGGGGGCCAAUCUAAAAAUAACGCCGCCCCUCCGGGCUGGGCAGUCGGAUAUCGGGUUCUAGCUGAGUUAGCUGUCCAGGAGACGGCAGCAGUGGUACUCGGUAGUUUGGGGCAAGAAAGAGCAAAAAACGAAUUUCUGCAGCUCUCCUCGGUUCCUGCAUGACGCGCAGGAAUGGGGGACCUGAAGGAGGACCUGAAGAUGAUGGCUGAUGAAGGAGACACGAAACAGCCAUUGGCCGGUAGGAACGGCAAGAAGUCUGAGCAUGCCCAGAAGAGCUCGUUCUUCACCUGGUUCCUGGUGCUGGCCAUGCUGGGCGCCUGGACAUCCGUCGCCGUAGUGUGGCUCGAGAUUGUGGACUACAAGGAUGUGCUGGGACACCUUGCAGCAUAUGAUGUUGAUGGAGAUGGUGAAUUUGAUGUGGAAGACGCAAAGAUUCUGCUAGGAUUGAAAGACAAGGCUGUUGUGGUGUCAAGCGAUGCAGGACAAGUGGACGAGCCAGCAGCCCGAAUGGGAGAAGAAGCUGAGCCAGAACUGAUACUAGAUGUGGAACCCGUUGUGGAAGAGGAGGUCCAGUUGAAUGUGGCAGAAGAGAAGACUGCAUCAGAGCCCAGUCUUUUGGAGGAGCCAGAGGUUGAGGAAGAAGUAGAUGCAUCAGAGCCAGUUCUGGAAAUAGAGGAAGAGGAAGUAGAGGCCAUGACUAUAGAUGACACCGUGGGCGAAGAGACCCUACGUACGGGAGCUGAGAAUGAUCUUCUGGAAGAAACAACUGAUCCUGUGGAGGAGGAAUCAGAGAAAGGUGAUGCACCUGAGGAGGAAAAUGAACAAGAAUACUCUGGACCUUUGGAGGAGGGAAUACAGGAAGAUGACACAGCAGUUGAACAGGAAUUCACAGAAGAACCUAUUCAAGAAGAUGACGCAGUGCUUGAACUGGAGGUUGAGGAAGAACCUGUAAUGGUAGAGGAGGAAGGGGCAGCAGUUGCGCAGCAGGUUGAAGGUGAAUAUGUUGCUGUGCAAGAAAUUGUUUCAGCUAUAGAUGACCAAAUGCAGGAAGAGGAGGAAUUUGCAACUGGAGUAGAAGUAGCACAAGGAGAGGACAUACCUGUAGAGGAGGUACAGGAAGAGGGAAUACAUUUAGAAGAGGAAAUACAGCACUGGAAGCAACAAGCACUGGAAGAAUCUGAGGUUGUAGAGGAAGAAAUACAGGAAGAAGCUGUACCUAUAGAGGUGGAAACACGGGAAGAAAGCAAAGAGGAGGAAACACAAGCAGAAACUGUGUCUUUAGAAGAGGAAUUACAAGAAGAGCUUGUACCUCAAGAGGCAGAAGUACAGAAAGAGAUGGUACAGCAAGAUGCUUCACCUAUAGAGGAAGAGUCUGCACUUGUAGAAGAUGAAAUGCAGGAUGAGAUUGCACCUGUAGAAGAAGUAGUACAGGAUGAGGCUGUACUUGAGGAAGACUUUGCAGCUGUAGAAGAGGAAGUAUGGGAUGAGGCUGUACUUGAUGAGGAAGAGUUUGCAGCUGUAGAAGAGGAAGUACAGGAUGAGGCUGUACUUGAUGAGGAAGAGCUUGCAGCUGUAGAAGAGGAAGUACAGGAUGAGGCUGUACUUGAUGAGGAAGAGUUUGCAGGUGUAGAAGAGGAAGUACAGGAUGAGACUGUACCUGAAGAGGAAGAGCUUGCAGCUGUAGAAGAGGAAGUACGGGAUGAGGCUGUACUUGAUGAGGAAGAGUUUGCAGCUGUAGAAGAGGAAGUACAGGAUGAGGCUGUACUUGAUGAGGAAGACUUUGCAGCUGUAGAAGAGGAAGUACGGGAUGAUUCUGUACCUGUAGAGGAAGACUUUGCAGCUGUAGAAGAGGAAGUACAGGAUGAUGCUGUACCUGUAGAGGAAGAUCUUCCAGCUGUAGAAGAGGAAGUACAGGAUGAUGCUGUACCUGUAGAGGAAGAUCUUCCAGCUGUAGAAGAGGAAGUACGGGAUGAAGCUAUACCUGAAGAGGAAGAUCUUCCAGCUGUAGAAGAGGAAGUACAGGAUGAGGCUGUACCUGAAGAGGAAGACUUUGCAGCUGUAGAAGAAGAAGUACGGGAUGAUGCUGUACCUGUAGAGGAAGAUCUUCCAGCUGUAGAAGAGGAAGUAUGGGAUGAGGCUGUACCUGAAGAGGAAGAUUUUGCAGCUGUAGAAGAGGAAGUACGGGAUGAUGCUGUACCUGAAGAGGAAGAUCUUCCAGCUGUAGAAGAGGAAGUACAGGAUGAGACUGUACCUGAAGAGGAAGAUUUUGCACCUACAGAAGAAGAAGUACAGAAUGAGGCCAUACCUGUAGAGGAAGAGCUUGCAGCUGUAGGAGAGGAAAUGCAGCAAGAUGCUGCACCUGUAGAAGAGGAAAUACAUGAUGAGGCCUCACAUUUGGAGGAAGAAAUGCUGGAAGAAGUUGUAGAGAAAGAAGUACAGGGAGUGAGUGCACCUUUUGAAGAGGGUGAAGAUGAGUUUAUACCUCAAGAGGGAGAAGAUGAGAUGGUACAGGAAGAGGCUGUACCUGUAGAAGACGAAAUACAGGAAGAGGCCACACUGGCAGAGGAAGAGCCUUCACCUGUAGAAGAUGAAAAACCAGAAGCCGAGGAGGCUGCACCUGUAGAGGAAGAGACUGCACCUGUAGAGGAAGAGGCUGCAGCUGUAGAGGAAGGAAAAGAGGAGGCCAGAAAUGUAGCAGAAGUACAGGAAGAGGCCACACCUGUACAGAAAAUGGUGCAAGAAGAUAAUGUACAUAUAAAUAAAGAAGCACAUGAGGAGGUAACAGAUGAAUACUUCCCUCGUGAAGAAGUUCCUGGAGUGGAAUUCCAUAAAGACAUGCCAACAGACACGUAAAGCUUUGAGGCCCAGAGAAAUCUGAUGCUUUGGGCUGGGGGGAGACAAAAUUCAGUUGAAAAUGAGGCUCCCACAAUACAACGAUCUCUCUCUGGACCCAGGAGUCUGCAUGUGAAUAUCACUUUAAUUGUUUGUCAGAUUUGACUUGAUUUUGCUUUAUUUCCAUCAGUUUUCCUUUUCCAGUGGUGUGGGAAAUAUAAUAAUUUUCUUAAUUUUGGUAGUAUAUUUUUGAAAGUGACUUCUGUCCUCGCCCAUUCCAUUUCAGUUUUGUUGAGUUCCAGUUGGACUGUUAGAUGCACAAUUUUUUUCUAUAAGGUUAAACUCCAGGUUAAACGCAGUCUGUAUAUGCCCAGUUGUGCAUGUUGAUCUUAAGUGGCACAUUGAAGUGUCGCGGGGUGAUGAUGUCACAGGAGAGCUGUGCAUUGGAUGUACAAAUGUGAAGGUAUUAUGCAAAUGCUGCACUGAUUUCUCACAGUGAAAUAUCCUCCACUGAAGUGUUUUAUUACCAGUAUGUAUUGAGUCUCCUCGUCUUAUAACAUGUAAAAUAUCAUGUAUUCUGGCAGGUUAAUUCAUGACAAUCGUUAGGCUGGGCACUUGCUCGGUGAGAGUGGGGUGCGUUGCUGACUGUGUGUGUGAUUCAUUCGAUCAUUGUCACAUCUAGUUUAAGGUCGAACAUGAGGUUGCAUCUCUGUUUUAAAGAUGUUUUUUUCUUCUGAAAGCUGCACAAUAAUACUACAGAAGAUAGUUGUCUAUUGAGUCUGAGCCUCAAAAAGAUGACUCAAAUUAAAGAGACUCAAAAAGAUGACUCAAAUUAAAGAGACUCAAAAAGAUGACUCAAAUUAAAGAGACUCAAAAAGAUGACUCAAAUUAAAGAGACUCAAAAAGAUGACUCAAAUUAAGAAUUAUAGGUAAACUACUAUUGUCAGAAAGUUCCUGACAUUCUUUUUAAUUCCCUGUGACUAUAUAUCUCAUCCUAUGUGUACAAUCUGGGGCAGGUGAUCAGUCCUGCCCCUGUUUAAAAUGCAGUUCUUAGCUGGCAGGAGUGCCUGUGCACUGCUUUCAGGUAGGACCCAAGAGAGGUGCCCUGGGUGCUGCCUGUGUGUGAGUGUGGUUCAAGACGUGAACCACCCCUUUUGGGGAUUUGCUACAUCUAUUUAUCAGAAAUAAAUCAAACUUGAACAUAAUCUUUGUGGUUUUUUUCUCUAGGUAUAUAAAUUGUAAAGUGAGUUUACAGCCAGCAACAUUGCUAACCAUUGUGAAUGAUCACUCCUUUGUCCUGAUGUGGGACUUAGAUGGAUUUUGUUAGUCAGGUACAGCCAGUGUGGCUUAACUACGAACCUGACGCUUGUGAAGGAAUCCCAGUCUUGCGUUAGUGUAUCCCACUGGGCCCACUGUCUGUUUGCUGGGCUUGUCUGCUGCUUUGUUUCCGCCCUGUUUCUGUGGAUAUUGUAAUCUGGGGCCCUGCCAGAAUAAAUUGUAGUCAUGUGACAGGAAGUACUGACAUGCAGCUCUGUUCUGAUUGGUGGAGGCCAAGGGCCUUAUUUUGAUUUACGUAUGAGGAUGUGUUAGGUUUAAUUUUUUUUUUCUUUAUGCCUUACGAUGUCAUGUUUACUAUUUGUUAUUUGGCUGUGAAGUUUGUUGUGUGCUUUACAAUUAGGAUUUUACUGUAUGCAUUUGCUCCGGAGUUUUGAAACAUUUCUAGAUAUUUAAAGUUUAUUCCCCCCCUCCCGCCCCCACAAGUUUUAUAUAUAUAUGGGAUUCAGGCAUGAUGUUUAUAUGCAAUAUCACUUCCAGGGAAAGAUGUUGAACAACUAGCAAAAAAAACACUAAAGAAUAAUUCUUACUACAGUUCAUAUUUGAACAGAGGUUUACAAAAUCAGCAUAUUUCGUCAGUGGUUUACAUAGUUCUGCUGUAGAAGUGUUACUUUAAAUUAUUCUGUGUGUGCAUUGGAGGUUUCCCUGUCUUUCAGCUCCAAUAAAGGUUUUCAACAAAUUA